Molecule: messenger RNA, 4902 nt
Organism: Nerophis ophidion (straightnose pipefish)
Lineage: Eukaryota; Metazoa; Chordata; Actinopteri; Syngnathiformes; Syngnathidae
Product: protocadherin gamma-A11-like
Exons: 5
Coding region: 500-3388 (962 amino acids)
Biological process (GO): homophilic cell-cell adhesion
Cellular component (GO): plasma membrane
Molecular function (GO): calcium ion binding
Source: RefSeq, a predicted model, not a curated record
UUUUUUUAUAAAUUCACACAUCCAUUCAAUGUCUUUUGUUUGCCCUGAUAAAACAUCACUUUUAAAUAUUAAUUGACUGAAAUAAGUGCCAGUUAUGAGUCAAAAUAGCACGUUAUCAAGGCAUAUUACAUAUUUACAUUUUAGUCAACAGCUUUUUUCAUAGUAGCUCAUAAAAUAAAAAGGCUUAUAUAUUUUUUUAAGCCCUUCUCCAUGCAGUUACACGAUGUAACCUGUGGAGGUCGCUGUUCUCCGCGUCUUGAAUGUUUAGGGUUUAGACUUACUCCAACGCACCCUCCGUGAGCUCGCAGUACGGAAAGGACAACGACACGUAAUGCAGGCUCCAUGAUAGAUGAAAAGAAAAAAUACCAUCGGAUUAUUACCCUGGAAUAUUUUCAUAGUCAUUUGGAUUUCAUCCGAGCUUGGCUUUGUUGCGUAAUUGCGGCGCAAACCGGGCGCAGUGACCACAUUUGGGGCUUCGACGCAGGCGCAUUGUUGAACAAUGAGCCCGCAAGUGCUGCCGUUUUUUUUCCUGCUCUGCCUCGCUCCGGUGCUCGGACAUGUCAGCUACAGCAUCCCGGAGGAGAUGACCAAAGGAUCCUUCAUCGGCAACAUAGCUCAGGAUUUGGGUCUGGAUGUUAAACGCUUACAAGGAGGGAGAGCUCGCAUUCACACGGGAGGCAGCGCCGAUUACGUCCAGCUGGACAAGAGUAAAGGCGUGCUGGUUAUCAAAGAGAGGAUGGAUCGAGAAGCUGUUUGUGGUCGGACCACGCCUUGUGUGCUGCAUUUUCAGAUCGCGUUAGAACAACCCAUUGAAAUAUUCCCUGUGACUGUGGAGAUCACGGAUAUUAACGACAACGAGCCCAUGUUUGAGAAGGAAGGGAGGGUGUUGGAGAUCAGCGAGUCUGCUGUCGUGGGCUCCAAAUUCAUGCUGGAGAAGGCGGUAGACCCUGAUAUUGGUUUGAAUGGUCUUCAGAGCUACACGCUGCAACCUAAUGAUCAUUUUGUGCUUAAAUUACACAGGCAGUCUGACAGUGGUAAGAAAGUGGAAAUGAUUUUACAGAAGCCUUUAGACAGAGAAAGAGACGAGUUUGUGACGCUUUUGUUAACCGCGCAAGAUGGAGGAGAGCCGCAGAGGUCAGGAACAAUGCAAAUUCAAAUUAAAGUGCUGGAUGCUAAUGAUAAUGCUCCUGUUUUCACACAAAAUGUUUAUAAAGCGAGCAUAAAGGAAAAUUCCCCUUCUGGUACAUUAAUUACUAAAGUGAGUGCUUCUGAUGCAGACAAAGGCUCAAAUGGUGAAGUCAGUUAUGUGAUUGAAAACAGCAUGAGCAGCAUUUCCAAAUUAUUUCAUAUUACUGAAGAUGGGGGUUUCAUUUUGAAAGGACAUAUUGAUUACGAGAAAGCCCAAAAAUAUGAGAUUGAUAUUGAGGCGGUUGAUCAAGGAGGUCUGUCUGACUCCAGCAAGGUGAUUAUUGACGUAGGCGAUAUAAAUGACAACGCUCCUGUCAUUAAAAUGAUUUCAUCAUCCACCUCAGUGGAAGAGAAUAUGCCUGCCAGCACCGUCAUAGCGGUGAUGAGUGUGAACGAUCCAGAUUCUGAAGAAAACGGCCGAGUAAGUUGUGCGAUUAAUGAAAAUAUACCAUUUAAAGUUGUAUCUUCAAGUAGUUUUUACAGUAUUGUAGUGGACGGUGAAUUAGACCGAGAGAGGUCAAGUGAGUAUAACAUCACAGUGAUGUGCUCUGAUGAGGGAGUGCCCUCCCUCUCCAGCAGCGUCACUCUCACCUUACACAUCUCAGAUGUGAACGACAACGCACCUGUCUUUGAGAGGAGCUCCUAUGAGGCCUCCAUUGUAGAAAACAACACUCCAGGUCUUUCUAUAUUCACCGUGAAAGCCAGAGACGCUGACUGGAACCAGAACGCUCGCCUCUCUUACAUGCUGGAGGACUCCUCUGUUAACGGAGUGGCGGUCUCCUCAUAUGUGUCUGUUAGUGCUGAUAGUGGAGUCAUCCAUGCAGUGCGCUCUUUUGACUACGAGCACCUGAAGGAGUUUAAUUUCCGCGUCAGAGCUCAGGAUGGAGGUUCUCCUCCUCUCAGCAGCAACGUGAGCGUCCGCGUCCUGAUCCAGGACCAGAACGACAACGCCCCCCAGGUCCUGUACCCGGUCCAGACGGGCGGCUCGGUGCUGGCUGAAAUGGUGCCUCGUUCAGCAGAUGUGGGCUAUCUGGUGACUAAAGUGGUGGCUGUGGAUGUGGACUCUGGACAGAACGCCUGGCUCUCCUAUAAAGUGCAGAAAGCCACAGACAGGGCGCUGUUUGAAGUGGGCCUACACAAUGGAGAAAUAAGAACUGUCCGCCAAGUCACUGAUAAAGAUGGCGUCAAACAAAGACUGAGUGUUCUAGUGGAGGACAACGGGCAGCCCUCUCGUUCAGCUACAGUCAUUGUUAACGUGGCGGUGGCGGACAGCUUCCCUGAAGUGCUGUCAGAGUUCACUGACUUUAACAUGCACGACAAGGAGUACAAUGACAAGCUGACUUUUUACUUAGUCUUGGCUUUGGCUGUGGUCUCCUUCCUCUUCAUCACCUGCUUGCUGCUCAUCAUAUCAGUCAAAGUGUACAGGUGGAGACAGUCUCGCGUCCUGUACCACUCCAACCUCCCUGUCAUUCCAUAUUAUCCACCACGUUACUCAGACACUUUGGGGACAGGGACUCUCCAACACGUGUACAAUUACGAGGUGUGCAGGACCAGCGACUCCAGAAAAAGUGACUUGAAGUUGGACAGAGCUGCUAGUCACAACGUGCUGGUGAUGGACCCCAGUUCUACAGGAACCAUGCAGAAGAUACACAGUGAAAGGAACAUCCUGGAUGAACCUGACUCUCCUCUAGAGCAAAAGCCGCCCAACAACGACUGGCGCUUUAACCAGGGCCAGAGACCCGGACCCAGCGGUCCCCACAUGCCAUACGGUACACACAUACGAUGGACGCCAAAGAGUGGGACAAGGGCUGCCGGAGGACCCGAGGUUGCCAUGGGAACCGGCCCCUGGCCCCAACCCCCAACUGAAGCGGAACAGCUCCAAGCCCUGAUGGCCGCGGCAAACGUGGGCGAGGCCACCGGCACCCUGGGACCGGGCACCAUGGGCCUGACCACCCGCUACAGCCCCCAGUUCACCCUGCAGCACGUGCCCGACUACCGGCAGAACGUCUACAUCCCGGGCAGCACGGCCACCCUCACCUCCAACCCCCAGCAGCAGCAGCAGCAGCAGCAGCAGCAGGCCAUGGCCCAGCAGGCCGGCCAGCAGGCCCUGCCCCCGCCCCAGUCCGGCCAGCCCGAGCCCCCCAAGGCCGCCCAGACCCCGGCCUCCAAGAAGAAGUCCACCAAGAAGGAGAAGAAGUAGACGGAAGGCGGAGGAAUGCUUAAGGCCAACCCCCCCCAAACCCGGCCAUGAAAGUAUCUCAUCUCGCUGAGGUCCAGGUGGACCACAUGGACGGUUCUGAGGGUUCUUAGAGGAGCGGCAACACACUUGUAAUCAAUAGAUCUAGUUUGGCUGAGUAUGGGGGGGGGUUGUUGUGAUUAUUUGUUGCUUUGGCUCGGACAAGAAACCUCGCAAGUGAUGUAUCCUGAGAAAUGUUAGUCUGAUUUAUUGCGCCCCCCCCAACUGGGAAGUUGUAAGUACGCUUCGUUCGCCAUCUUAUUCCCGCCCAAGCAGGAUCCUCCAGUCCUUGGUGAUCAGUUUGUUCCUACCUUACAAACUCGUCUGCAUGCUCUUUAAAAAGGUUCAAACAUACUAGUUUAGAGUUGAACUAUGCAUUGCAAAAGAGGAAGACCCCCCAGCACCCCCCAAACCUUAACCCCCGGCGCCCCUUCGACACCCCCCCCCCCCCUUGCCAAAUCAAUAGAAUGCACAUGUAGCAUUUACCCUCCAAAAAAAUAAAUUCGUAACCAUGGUUUUGAGCAUGCGCCCACUUGAGAGCCAGACCCGAAGAAACGCACUGAUGUCGGGGUGUUUGCCACAUUUUUUUUCUAGCGGGGCGCGGACGGGGUGGGGUGGCGCCCGGCAGGGGGUUGGAACCCCAACCCUGGCUCCACCCUACUGAAUGUACAGAGCGACCACCACUCGUUUAAACCCCGCACUGACCCAGGUCGGGGGGGGUCACCCCACCGCCGUGUAAAUAAACCCCCCGAAUCCCGUCAACGGUGUGAGCCAGGGUUUUUUUUCUUUUUUUUUGUUUUUUUUGUGUGUCGUAGGGACCAGCCGUCCAGCCCCUUUCAAAAUAAAAGUCCCUCUCCACAAAGCGUGGCUCACUACUGGAAUGUGUUGCAUUUUUGUUUUGCAAGAAAAUGAAGGAGUUCAAAAACAAAAAAAACAGAUUUAAAAAAAAAAAAAAGUGUGUUUGUGUUGCAAUGUAGUAACUAAGCGCCAUGGAAGCCAACUAACUCGUCAAACUGUAAAUAAAAAAAAUUUAAAAAAAGAUAACUUUAGAUAAGGUGACACAUGUAGACUAGCUAACUCGUGGUUUGUGUUGCGCAUAUUUUUGUGUUCAUUUUCUCUCUCUCUAUCUUUUAUCACCCUCUGAAGAAAGAAACAUAAAAAAAAAAAAAAGAUUUCUAUCCUUCCGUAACCUCUUAAUGUUCUUUUUUGCGGUGGUUUGAUCUCGUGCUUUUGUGAACCAACGCCUUUCAUUCUCUCUCUGUCCAUAUGAACAAAUGACUAUAAAUAUUAUAUAUGUGUGUCCGUCCGCUGCUGAACUAUUAAUAUUCUAUCCUGCUGUAUUAUCUUUCUUAUCAAAUGCUUAACCCCCCCCCCCACGCUUUAUCCCUGUGUUACUAUUAUUUUCAUGCUAAUAUUUAUAUUGCUGUUUUAUUUUCUCUUGAACACUGACAUUUCAAAUAAAAAGAUUCUGAAUUUAA